AUGGAGAACCACCAGCACAUGGACUUUGACGGCACCCUGUACGGCGUCGAGGCUGCCUUUGACGCGACCUUUGAUCCCAACCGCCAGACGUACACGCAGUAUCAGACCUGGCCGCUGCCCAUUUCGCCCGGCGCAAUGCCACAGCACCAGCACCAGCACCAGCAUCAACAACCCCAGCAACACCAGCAUCACAACGCGCACCAACAACAGCAACAGCAACAGCAACAGCAACAGCAACAGCAACAGCGACAGCAACAGCAACAGCAACAGCGACAGCAACAGCGACAGCAACAACAGCAACAACAACAACAACAGCAACAACAACAGCAACAGCAACAGCAACAGCAACAGCAACAGCAUCAACACCAGCACCAGCACCGACCACCUCAGCAACACCAGCAUCACAGCUCGCACCACCAGCACCAGCACCGACGCAUCCAGUCGGUCGCCGCCACAAGUGCCCAGCACAAUGCCAUGCCCGCGACGAGCGCAAUGGCUCCCCUCCAGACCGCCGGCCUCGGCUUCCCUGCCGCCAUGCAGCCCAUGAACCCAAUGCUGGCCACCUGGAUGAACAUCAACACCGACGGCUUUGCCCAGGACCCCUACAUGACGCCCAAUGGAAUGGACAUGACUUCGAGUUUCGACGCUGCCUUUGGCGGCCAGCUGCAGACCUCGCCCGUCGACUUCGCCAUCAACCCGGCCCACAUGAUGUCGUCCAUGAGCAUGCCCUUCAACAUGAUGACCACCACCACCAUGGACAUGCCGCCCAUGAACGCCCCCUUCAGCAUGACCGACUUCACCCACGAGUUCCACAACAUGAACCCCCACGAGUUCACCGCCUCGAACAUGGCCACAGCCAGCAUCGGCAGCGGGUCGCCAGGCGAGCAAUGGAUGGAGGUUCGCUCACUGUCAAGCAGCGACGCUGGCUGGCUCGACGUUGGCGCUCACAACCCCCGCCACUCGUACGACCUCUCCGACUCGUCCGCCAUCGUCUUCAACCCUGCGCAGUCCCUCCACAUUCGCACCUCCUCGGACUCGACAAACUCAAACCAGUCAGACCUCCCACGCUCGGCCGGCUCCCUGGGCAGCUUCGAGGAGAUCAACUUCCCAAUCAACUCGCCUGGAUCGGAGAACAACCUGUCGCUCGUGCACUCACAUGCGCACUCCGACGACUGCAGCCGUGGACACGGCCUUCCGCUCGACCACGACUACACCAACUACAUCUCACCCAACCAGUCCGUCAGCCCGCCCAUGACACGCAUCGAGCCCGUCGUCAUCAAGCAGUCCGCCAGCAGUUCAGCUUCCCCAACCUCCUCGGCCGUCAGCUCACCACCGGCUCGUCGAAGGAAGUCACCUGCUGGCCCCGUGAAUGCCGGCGCGAAACCGACAAAGACCAUUGUCAAGAAGACACCUGCUCACACCACCAAGAAGGACACGACCGGCGAAAAGCGCGUUGGCCGAAGACGCGGUCCCCUCAGACCAGAUCAGCGCCAGCAAGCCCAUGAGAUCCGCAAGCUUCGCGCUUGUCUAAGGUGCAAGUUCCUCAAGAAGACCUGCGACAAGGGUGAUCCAUGCGCUGGUUGCCAGCCAUCCCACGCACGUCUUUGGCAGGUACCGUGCACGCGCAUCGACAUCAAGGACAUUGCUUUCUUCAUGAAAGACUGGAAGGCUGACUACGAGCGUCACGUCAGCCUUGGCUUCUCCAUCGGUAACAUCAAGGGCUUCUCACCCCACGAGCGCCCCAUCUACGUCACCCACGGCUAUGGUCACUACCUGCCCAUCAUGGCCCGUGAGGUGUACGUUCGUGAUGAGAAGUGCUUCGGUGUCGAUUGGCACGAGACUCUCAGUGGCUCCCACUUCGAGAUCAACACCGCCAAGCUCUCUGCCGGUAUGGAAGGUGUCUCGCGUGCGAUGCUGUCCGACUACCUCGACCGCCACAUUGACGGCGGCUUCGAGAACUUUGUCGACGAGUACUUUGAGGGCACUUACUUCGUCACCGAGCUGCUGAAGACUGCCUACCGCUACUACACGCGCGAGAAGCUGCCCGUUAUUCGCAAGGCCCUCAAGCUCGUCAUCGCCUACAACCUGACUCUUCACGUCACCAUGGUGGAGGGCCUUGGUGACGAGGAGGCUCCUGGUAAGGUCGAGGACCAAUCGUCCAAGUUCUGUGGUACCACUAUCGCACCUGUCAUGAUCAACUUCCAGGUCAAGUGCGCCCUGGCCGACAUGUGGCGUGAGCUGCAGAAGGAUGUUCUUGAGGAGCUCUCUUCAUUAUACCAGUCCGUCUACAGUGGUGACAAGCUGAAGAACUGGCCCACCAUCUUUAUGCUCGCAGCCAUACUCCUCGCCGUCUGGGAGCUUAUCCAGUUUGACUGCAGCUACCGCGUUCCCGACCAGUCUGCUGUCAACAAGUUUUGCUCCGACAUGGAGGGCACGCCCGUCGGUGUUAUUGUCGGUCUAUUCUCGGCAAUCUCCCAGAAGCUCCCUUCGUUCUCCGAGUGGGACACCAGGAAGCACCACCACUUGCUGAACAGCAACCCGGCCGUGUGCGAUGCCAUGACUGAUGUCCGCGCCCACGUCACCAAAUACGACACCUACCUGCGUUCGAGAUCAGACUGCAAGUUCGAUCGCGAGGACUUUGACUCCUUGUCGAAUAAGUUCUUGUCCAAGCUGGUUAUCCGCGCAAACUAG
Ascochyta rabiei is the source of this 2691-nucleotide messenger RNA. RefSeq lists its product as uncharacterized. Gene Ontology annotation, biological process: regulation of DNA-templated transcription. The coding region runs from base 1 to 2691 and encodes 896 amino acids. Gene Ontology annotation, molecular function: DNA-binding transcription factor activity, RNA polymerase II-specific; zinc ion binding. The transcript has 2 exons. NCBI's taxonomy places the organism in Eukaryota, Fungi, Ascomycota, Dothideomycetes, Pleosporales, Didymellaceae. The record is from RefSeq and is a predicted model, not a curated record.